AUGUUACCACCACUUGGAGCCACAAUCAACCAAAACCAAACUACUCGACUCAACAAAUAUAUUGUUUCUCCUUUUAAUCCUCGUUACAGGGCUUGGGAGAUAUUUCUUAUUGUUCUUGUGGUUUACUCUGCUUGGAUAUGCCCCUUUGAGUUUGCAUUUUUGCCAAAUAAAAAAGACGACGCUUUAUUCAUAAUAAACAACAUUAUCAAUGGCUUCUUCGCCAUUGAUAUCUUUCUUACUUUCUUCGUAGCCUAUUUGGAUAGCAACACAUAUCUUCUAAUUGACAAUCCAAAGAAGAUUGCAAUUAGGUACCUAUGUACUUGGUUCAUUUUCGACGUGUGCUCUACUGCCCCGUUUCAAUCCAUUAGCCUUCUUUUCUCAAAUCAUCAUGGUAGUGAACUUUGUUUUAAACUCCUUAACAUGUUCAGGCUCUGGCGCCUCAGACGAGUCAGCUCUCUCUUUGCAAGACUUGAGAAGGAUAUCCGAUUCAACUAUUUCUGGACUCGUUGUACAAAACUUAUUUCAGUGACCCUUUUCGCAGUACACUUGGCCGGAUGUAUUAACUAUUUGAUAGCGAAUAGAUACCCUAAUUCAAGCCAAACAUGGAUCGGAGUUGUGAACCUGAAUUUCAAAAGAGAUAGUCUUUGGAACAGAUAUGUAGCUUCGAUUUACUGGUCCAUCACAACACUAACCACCACAGGUUAUGGAGAUUUGCAUGCUGAAAAUCCAAGGGAAAUGCUUUUUUAUAUCCUAUACAUGAUUUUCAAUUUGGGAUUAACAUCUUAUCUCAUUGGGAACAUGACAAACUUGGUUGUUCACUCAACGAGUCGCACCAAAAAUUUUAGAGAUACGAUGAAAGCAACUUCAAAAUUUGCUCAACGAAACCAGUUGCCUCGCGGAGUUCAUGAUCAAAUGUUGUCACACUUAUGUGUAAGGUUCAAAACAGAAAGAUUGAAGCAACAAAAAACCUUGAACAGUCUACCAAAUGCCAUACGUUCAAGUAUUGCAUACCAUUUAUUCUUACCUACACUUCACAAAACAUAUCUCUUCCAAGGAGUUUCUCAAGAUUUUCUAUUCCAAUUGAUUUCAGAGAUGGAGGUAGAGUACUUCCCAGCUAAAGAAGAUGUUAUUUUGCAAAAUGAGGCUCCAACUUAUCUAUAUAUACUAGUUUCAGGAUCUGUAGAUUUCAUAUCAAAUACUACUCCUGGCCAUGAUCAAGUUAUUGGAAAAGCACAUGCAGGAGACACAUUUGGAGAAAUUGGAGUUUUAUGUUACAAACCACAACCGUUUACAGUUAGAACAACAGAGCUUGCUCAAAUAUUAUUGCUCAACAUAACACCAUUGAUGAAUAUCAUACAAGCAAAUGUUGAAGAUGGGAACAUCAUCAUGAAUAAUUUCAUUAUGAAGAUGAAUAAUGGGGAAGAAACUAGCUUGGGAUAUAAAAUGAAUAAUAUUGAGAAUGAUUAUUAUUUCAAAGGACCAAAAGAGAAGAACAUAAUAUGUGACACUACAAUGAAGAAAAGAGUUAUUAUCCAUCAUCAUCAUCAACAUCAACAACAACAACAACAACAAUAUGGGAAGCUAAUAAUCCUACCUGACUCAAUUCAAGAGUUGUUCAAGGUUGCUGGUGAAAAGUUUGGAAGCAAGCCUACAAAAAUCAUCAAUGGAGAGAGUGCAGAAAUUGAUGACAUAAGUACAAUAAGGGAUGGUGAUCACCUGUUUUUCUUAUUUAUUUAUGAUUACAAGAGAAUUGUAGAGUAGAUUGAAAAUUUUAGCCAUUGUAAAAUAAUGAAUAUUGUAUAGUAAUUAAUGUUUUUGUUUUUUUUGAUAAAUCAGAGAUUAUAUUGCACAAAUCGAUAUUUACAACAUAUUAGCACCCUCAAUCGGGCCUAAUCAAUCUAUACACAAUCAAUCUUUCUAUACAUUACUCUUCUAUAGGUUGUUAAACCAAUCUCUAUCUAUGUCUUUGAUCUUUUUAGGCAAAAAUAAAGCAAUUCUCAUCUUUACACACUCCUUUAAUUAUUUCCUCAAUCAUUCUGCUGGUAUUAAUGACAUUAGUUUGCCACAGUAUAGCAUUUCUAAGUCUCCAUAUGUUGUACACCAAGGCUAGCAGCAACAUACACAAGCUUUCGAAAUUUUGUGAUUUUGGCCCUCCCGAUCCAUCUGAUCAGCUGGGGAAGAUUGGUUGUUGUUGCUGUCA
Cannabis sativa is the source of this 2200-nucleotide messenger RNA. Its product is annotated as potassium channel KAT1-like. Gene Ontology annotation, molecular function: voltage-gated potassium channel activity. Bases 1 to 1761 code for a protein of 586 amino acids. Gene Ontology annotation, biological process: transmembrane transport; potassium ion transport. Gene Ontology annotation, cellular component: membrane. The transcript has 11 exons. NCBI's taxonomy places the organism in Eukaryota, Viridiplantae, Streptophyta, Magnoliopsida, Rosales, Cannabaceae. The record is from RefSeq and is a predicted model, not a curated record.